UGGCUAGAUGUAUAGAUAGAUGGACCACAGACUUUUUGCAAUACUUUCCUAAGCCAUUGCUUUUGCUAUCAAAGAGCGUGAAGCAAGUGCAAGUAUUUAACCAAGACGCCGAUGAUAAUGUUGCCCAUUCCAGUUCCGAUUAUUGGAUCGAACAAACGGCUCCUCAUUCCGCUACUUUAUCUCGCAGCCACUGCCUCAUUUUGCUAUUUAUUUCUCAUCGCCUUGGUCAAAGUCAGACCCACGCAGUAUCACAAGGAAGAGACUUUGAAAGCCGCUCACACCUCUGACCUACAACGCCAUUUCCCUUUCAAUACUAAAUCUCAGCACAGUUUGCUAGACUUGCGUAGGAAAAAAACUUUCGAAAAAUUCAAGCGAGAAGUGGACACUGAUCUAUUUUUCGACGCAUACGCUGAGCAAAGAAUAAACCCCGCUGACCAUCAUCAAGUCAGUACUUUCAAAAGUAGGAAAAAAAAGCUUGAGACUUUGUCAAGUACUGUUCCGCCUAACGCCACGACGACAGAGCAGAAAAAUGGAACCAGGAGAAGUGAUCCCACCAAAAUUUGGUUUGGUCAUCAAGACCUAGACGAGCCAGGCCCCACAGUCGUUCGACCCUGGCCGAACGACCCACAAUGCAGCCGAUUCCAGAUCCGUUUUGCCAACAAAGGCGCAUUCAAACCAAGGGCAUUAUUGAGUUUUCCGGGGAGUGGGAAUUCGUGGCUCCGAUAUCUGAUAGAAUGCAGCACUGGGAUUUUCACGGGCAGCGUUUUCAACGAUACAAAGAUCUACUCGAUGGGAAUGCUGGGCGAGCUUCGGUCCCCCAGUGAUGGAAGUACAAUUGUUCAAAAAACCCAUCAUGACGCUCUUCGCUUCACCAAUUUCAAAACUAAACAGGCUUACGUAAAGUUGACCGAAUUAAUGUUUGGCUACCGAGGUAUUUUACUUAUAAGGAACCCAUACGACGCUCUGAUUUCUUAUUGGAAUUUUGUGGAGACCCGUGACCAUCGUGGACAUGCCAUGCAAGACAAAUUCAAUCUAUUCAAAUGGCAGACCUUUGUGCUGACGAUGGUUCCGAAAUGGUCCUCAAUGAUAAUGUCCUGGGUGGAGAACACCCAAAGUCUGUUAAUUGUUGAGUAUGAGCAAGUAAAAAAGAAUCCGCACACGCAAUUGAUUCGAAUUCUUCAGCACUUGGACCAACCCGUGGAUGAAGACCGACUGACUUGUCUACUCAAGCCGGACAAUGUUGAAGGCCCGUUCCAUCGUCGAGGACACAAGAACAAAACCCAAAAUUCCUUCUUCACUAAUAAUAAUCCGUUCCAAAUGGCGAUGGGAGAAUCUGCAACGAAAGAAAAAGAGAAAAACUUGCUGGAUUUCCAAGUUCCUGAACAGAAUUCCAAAUCUUGGAGGACUGACUCGCUUCUUCUGGAACAAAAUUCUUCUCGUCUCUUGUCCUCGCUUGAUCUCAUUGUUCAGGACAACAUCAAACAAAUCAAUCGCUUCUUUAGCGACAAGUACAUUCCCAUCUUUCUCAAUUACAGAGGUCCUACGACGACGACGACGACUAGUUGUUGCUCUCAGCAUAAAACUUAGUUGACUUUCUUUUGUAAGAGGCAUUCUCCUCCUCGUCGCCGACUGUACAAGUAUUUCCACUUUUAAACGAACCCUAUUGUUCCGUCCUCCUUGCUUCCUUGUGACCGCGGUAGCCGUCCCUCUGCAACACAAACUGUAUACUCUGUUGAACAAUUGCCUAGGCGUCGUACUCACACACGAAGGUGUCUGCAUAUCAGAUGGCGACUUAGUUUUAGGAUAAAUGUGUUGGAAGUUACCAUGCAUUAUGUUAUGUACAAAUUUUAUUUAGACUUUUUGCAGUUUUUAUUGUUAUUGUUUAUGUAUUUUUAGAGUAGAGAAACCUUUUCAGGAGGAAUGAAUGCAUGGAGCUUCAGCACAAUACAUAAUAAUCUACAGUUUCAUCGUGUAAUGUUAUGUGGGAAAAUUAGUAUCAUUAUUAUUAUUAAUAUUAUUAUUUUAUUGCUUUCUCAAACUCCACCUGCUACCUGUGCUCAAAAUGAAAGAACUAUUUACAAGAUUAUCAAUCAGAUAAAAAAAAUACAUUUUUAAAUGUAAACAUUUUUUUAAAAAAAAGCUUAAACCUUUGCUGAGUAAUAAAAACAAGAAUCCGAAUUUGAUUUUUUAGAGAAAUAUAA
Messenger RNA from Folsomia candida, 2201 nucleotides. RefSeq lists its product as uncharacterized. The transcript is spliced from 7 exons. Gene Ontology annotation, molecular function: sulfotransferase activity. The coding region runs from base 112 to 1587 and encodes 491 amino acids. Lineage: Eukaryota; Metazoa; Arthropoda; Collembola; Entomobryomorpha; Isotomidae. The record is from RefSeq and is a predicted model, not a curated record.